Rhipicephalus microplus (southern cattle tick) is the source of this 1506-nucleotide messenger RNA. RefSeq names its product calcitonin gene-related peptide type 1 receptor. Gene Ontology annotation, molecular function: G protein-coupled peptide receptor activity. Gene Ontology annotation, cellular component: plasma membrane. The record is from RefSeq and is a predicted model, not a curated record. NCBI's taxonomy places the organism in Eukaryota, Metazoa, Arthropoda, Arachnida, Ixodida, Ixodidae. Gene Ontology annotation, biological process: cell surface receptor signaling pathway; adenylate cyclase-modulating G protein-coupled receptor signaling pathway.
AUGGCUGCACUCUUGUCAGCGUGCCUGCUGCCCUGGUGCAGCACGAGUGUACACUGCUCGCGCACCGAGCGUGUGUUUGCCCAGCUGAAGGCACUGCGUGAAUGUGAGCAACGCGCACUGUUUGACGCAGGCGACAACGACACCGCAUCGUGUGACUGGCGAUUCGACGGUUGGCAGUGCUGGCCUCCGACGCCCCUUGGAGCCACGGCCCGCGCAGCAUGCCCGGAACUAUUGCCGGGAGAAGUGAACUCCACCGGCACGGCGAAAUACCGGUGCCAGUCUGAUGGUUCUUGGAACGGCGAAACAGGCAACUACAGCUCCUGUACAAGCUCACCUUAUCAAGAUACCGAGCUGAGGCUGCUGCGGGCAAUCGCUCAUGACAUCGGCGAGUACGUACCGUGGGAGCAGAUCUCGGCGCGCGGAGAGAACUGGAUGUGGCAGGAGAAGAUCGGCCACUUCAAGCACUGUCUCGAGCACGUGCUGCUCAAGCCUCCAGUCGAGAACGAUGGGAACCAGACACUUUGUCCGCGCACUUGGGACGGCUGGAACUGCUGGGACGACACGCCUCCCGGUCGAACGGUCCACGCGCCCUGUCCUCAAUUCGUGGCCGGGUUUCUGUCGACCAGGCAAGCGCACAAACUGUGCACUGCCAACGGCACGUGGUUCCGUCACCCUGUCACAGGACUCGUGUGGUCCAAUUACACAGCAUGUGUGGAUACUCAUGAUUUACAGUUUAGAAACUUGGUCAACUCAUUAUACGUCACAGGAUACUCAGUAUCACUUGUGGCUCUUAUUUUAUCCAUGCUCAUAUUUUGUUACUUCAGGUCACUUCGCUGUCGGAGGAUCACAAUUCACAAGAAUUUGUUCACAUCCUUCAUUAUCAACAAUCUUUGCUGGAUACUAUGGUACAUUCACAUCAUAGCACAACCACACGUGAUCGCUGAAAAUCCGACCUGGUGCCAAGCUCUGCACGUGGUGACGCAGUACUUCCUGUUGUGCAACUACCUGUGGAUGUUCUGCGAGGGCCUCUACUUGCACACGCUGCUUGUGCUUGCCUUUAUCGCGGAGGACAAGAUCCUCAAGUGGUUCCUGCUCAUCGGCUGGGGUUUUCCUUUGCUGCCAAUAAUUGCUUACACAGUUCUGCGAUCAUUGGACCCAGAAGCGUCAAACAUGUGCUGGGUCGAGCAUGACGUCUGGUAUACAUACAUCCUCAGUGUUCCUGUUUGCUUCUCAAUACUGCUGAGCUUCGCAUUUCUCGUGAACAUCGUCAGGGUCCUGGUCACAAAGCUUAGAGCCGUGAAUUCUCCUGACAACGAAAGCACAAGGAAAGCUGUACGAGCCACUGUGAUCUUGCUUCCCCUCUUGGGCUUGCACUACGUGGUGACUCCGUUCAGACCAGAUAAAGGGUCCAUACUGCUCGCCUACGAGAUAAUAUCAGCGCUGGUCACAUCAUUACAGGGUCUUUGCGUCGCACUUUUGUUCUGCUUCUUUAAUGGAGAGGUCUAA